Molecule: messenger RNA, 1284 nt
Organism: Ogataea philodendri
Lineage: Eukaryota; Fungi; Ascomycota; Pichiomycetes; Pichiales; Pichiaceae
Exons: 1
Coding region: 1-1284 (427 amino acids)
Biological process (GO): fungal-type cell wall organization
Cellular component (GO): fungal-type cell wall; plasma membrane
Source: RefSeq, a predicted model, not a curated record
AUGAAAUUUACAACAGCUUUCACCAUAGUCGGUGCAUUGUCAGCAUGGCUUGCAAAUGCAGCCGACGAUAACGAAACAGACCAUAGCGUUACCGAAAUCGAGCCAAAGUGCUUCAAGCAGAACUACUACAUCAACGCCGCUGGAGAUAUGAAGGACCUCCACGACUGCCAGAUCAUCUCUGGAAACAUCUUCGUCAAGGGCUACGACUCCGAUAGCCUGGAUCUGGGAUCUAUUUCCCAUAUUAAGGGAUCUCUGAGUAUUGCAAACGCCAGUAGCUUGUUGAGAAUCGAAGGAGUGGAGCUAUCUACUAUCGACGGAACGUUUGCUCUCGACACUCUGACGUCCUUGGCCUCUAUUUCUCUGCCUAAGUUGGAGAGUAUCGAUACCAUCUCGUGGAAAGUGCUCCCUAUUCUUAGCGCUGUGAAUCUGGAUAAGGGAAUCAAACACAUCAACUCUGUGGUGAUGAGUGACACCUCUUUGACGGGCUUUUCUGGAUUCAACGUGGAGUCCUUGAAAGUUCUCAACAUCAACAACAACAGAUUUCUGGAGAGAAUCGAUUCCUCGGUCAAGGAGAUCACCGACACUUUGCUGAUUACGGCCAACGCCAGAAACUUGCAGGUUUCUCUUCCUGAACUGACUUGGGCUCACACGAUCACCAUCAAGGACACCAACAACCUGAACUUGGACAGCUUGCAGGUUGUCGAGAACUCUGCCCAAUUCAUCAACAACAGAUUCAGCGACCUCAAGCUGCCUAAGCUCAAGUCGACUGGAACCACCUUGAGUGUGAUCAAUAAUAAAAACGUGAGGACCAUCGAGUUCCCAUCUCUGGCUGAAGUCGGAGGUGGACUGAUGAUCAUCGACAACGACUUGAUCACCAAGGUUGACUUCUUCCCUGUUCUGCGUGCUAUUGGAGGAGCCAUCGAGUUCCACGGAAACAUUGACGCCAGUGGCUUUAAGCAGCUCAAAGUUGUCAAGGGAAGCGCCAUUAUCAAAUCCACGUCUGCCGAGUUCGACUGCAACAAGUGGAUCAAGGAGGAAGUGAGCAACGUUGUCAGAGGAGGCAAGAUCGAGUGUGGUUCUGGCUCUUCUCGUUCCACAGAGGUUCUACUUGUCGACGAAUCUGGAGAUAUCACCAAAGGAACUCCGGGAGUCAACAGUGGAGUCGCAGAGCAGGAUAAAUCCAAAAAGACCGUUGUCAAGAGCGGAACUUCCGUUUCUUACAAGGUGGGUUUCUCUGCAAUUGUGACUGGUCUUGCAAUGUCGUGGUUGGCUAUCCAUCUUUAA